Zingiber officinale is the source of this 1285-nucleotide messenger RNA. Its product is annotated as probable transcription factor KAN4. NCBI's taxonomy places the organism in Eukaryota, Viridiplantae, Streptophyta, Magnoliopsida, Zingiberales, Zingiberaceae. Gene Ontology annotation, cellular component: nucleus. The transcript has 6 exons. The record is from RefSeq and is a predicted model, not a curated record. Gene Ontology annotation, molecular function: transcription cis-regulatory region binding. Bases 256 to 1089 code for a protein of 277 amino acids. Gene Ontology annotation, biological process: regulation of DNA-templated transcription; abaxial cell fate specification.
UUGGCAUCUAUUUCUCUAUUCCAUUUUUAUUCUUUCCUUUUAUGUUAAUAUUGUACCUCUAGCUUCUUAAAAGCAUUUCCUUUAUUUUGAUUUUAUUUUUUUAAAUAAAUAUUUAGCUUUAGCUUCCACUCUCCAAGAACACAAGACUCAUCUCCCUUCUCCCUAUUUAUUCAUCCACUCCACACCUUGCCACUUUGCUAUCUAUCACUCUUGUUGUUCUUCAAACCCUUUCUUCUUGCUCAAUUCCUUCCAUCCAUGGCAGCCAUCUCAUUUCCGGAUCUCUCACUCCACAUCAAUCCCCCCUCGAUGGGUGUUUUCGUUCAACACGACACAAGUUUUCCCCGUCACAAUGAAAGCGACGCAACCACAAACCAAGUUGAAGUUGGGAGUGAGCCCAUGCUUAGCCUAGGGCACCUUGAUCAUCCAUCACAAAUCUACAGAGUUAAGCGCAAUUUGAGGUCCGGGCACGGCGGGAGGAGUGUCAGGGCUCCGAGAAUGCGGUGGACCACCACCCUCCAUGCUCAUUUUGUUCAAGCGGUGGAGCUCCUCGGUGGCCAUGAGAGAGCUACACCAAAGUCAGUUUUGGAGCUGAUGAAUGUGAAAGAUCUUACACUGGCUCAUGUAAAGAGCCAUCUGCAGAUGUAUAGAACAGUCAAGAGCACUGAUCACAGAGGAGACACUGCAGUUGCAGGACAAGAUCAGAAGGGGUGGAACCAGAAGAGUGCAGAUCAUGAGGAAGGGCCAAAUGAACAUAAAGUAGCUGGGAAUGACAUGAGCAUGAUGAAUAAUUACUAUAGGGUCACUAACCCUAAUUCUUGUGAUCAUUCCUCAAGUUUCACCACACCAACACAGUUACUACUGCUGCCCAGCUCUCCAAGGAAGAUGCUAAGAUCUACAAUUGGCUAUACCUGCAAAUCAUUAAUCAGGCAACAUCUCUUGUCACCAGCUUACUUCAAAACCAAAAGUUUGUGUGGCAAUCGAAGAGAUCAGGUUUUGGUGGAAAAUCUACUGAAACAGUCUCAAGAAAUUCCAAAGCUGGAAAUGAUCUCCAAUAGCAUGCCAAACCUAGACAUGACUUUGGGCCGCUAGAAAACUGUAAGGCGAGCAAUUCAUCACUAAUCCUUCUAAAGUUGGGAGAGACUUGUGUGUGUGUGUGUUGUGUGCAUUUUGGUUGGGCUGUAUGAUGCUAAGAGUCAAAACAUAUUUGAUGAGUUGGACCCUUGGCAUGCAUAUGUUGUACAUGUAAACUAGUCUUGAUGGGAUUAAUCUAGUGUUGUUUGUGUAA